Molecule: messenger RNA, 3320 nt
Organism: Harpegnathos saltator (Jerdon's jumping ant)
Lineage: Eukaryota; Metazoa; Arthropoda; Insecta; Hymenoptera; Formicidae
Product: collagen alpha-1(IX) chain
Exons: 20
Coding region: 297-3101 (934 amino acids)
Cellular component (GO): extracellular matrix
Source: RefSeq, a predicted model, not a curated record
GUGCGAUGCUGUGUGCAUGGUGUUGCGUUCUGCAUCUCGAGUGCAAUCGUGCCUUUGCGAAUUCGCGCGGCGGGAAGUAACGUCCGGCGUUUCGGUGGAAGCGAAACGUGUCCGUCGUUGACCGUUGACCAACCGAAGCCAACGUAGUGAAGAAGCCGCGCGUGCCGCAGGUUUUCCACCCCUUCUCAUUAUCGCGACUUCGAUUCGCCUGUCAAGCACGCGCUACCGACGAUAAUAAUACGACGAGAAACGACGGGGAGCUCACGCAAGUAACACGAUUCCUUUGGCCGUGGUAAAUGUAUCUGGAAACAUGGAUAUUCAUGAUUGUGCACAUGAUCUAUACUCAAUGUGUUGCGGAAGAGAGUAUCGUCGAACGUGGGUUAUGCGAGAGCUACAAAUCCGGGGAAGACGACCUUCAGACGUUCGAUUUUAUUAGCAAGCUAAAGCUGGACCUGUUGAAGGCGCAUUACAGCGGCGUGACGAAAGUCAGAGGCAGCAACCGCAUGCAAACGGCAUACCGGCUGGAGAAAGAUACUGAUGUCACCCUCCCGACAAGGAACAUCACACCCAAUGGAUUUCCGCAAGAGUUUACGUUGGUGUACACGUUGCGAGCGAGGAAAAUACCCAAGUACCCUUGGCACAUCGUUAGGGUCGUGGACGCGGAAGGUAGCCCGCAGUUUCUCAUCACCAUGAAUCCCAGAAAACGGACGCUGGACUUCUCGCUGAUUGACCGCGAGGGAAAAUUGCAGACUGUCUCUUUCGUGAACGAUCGCAUGUUCGAUAAGAGCUGGCACAAAUUAAACUUCGGGGUGCACAAGGACAAGCUGGUGCUUCACGUCGAUUGCGAACAUAUUGGCACGGAAAAUCUGAAGCCACACGGACCGAUUAAAGUCGAUGGCAAUUUGUCAAUAGCCAAAAUGAGUAACAGUAGAAUUACAGUGCCGAUCGAUCUACAAUGGAUGGUCCUAAACUGCGACCCCACGAGACCAGAACGAGAAACAUGCGAAGAACUACCAAUGAACAUAGCCGCUCCGCUAUCGCAGAUAAAACCCGCUUGCGAGACAAUCUGUCCGCAGGGACCACGUGGGUUCAACGGCACGAACGGCUCACCUGGACCACCCGGAGCACAAGGGGCGAUAGGUGCACCAGGUUUAUCUGGACUUCCGGGACAACGUGGAUUAUCGGGAGAACAAGGAAAAACAGGAGCUCCAGGUAAUACCGGUGCGAGAGGUUUUCCAGGUCUGCAAGGUCUCAAAGGAUUAGCCGGACCUAUGGGUCCUCAAGGAUUACCAGGAUUUCCAGGACGAAAAGGCGAUCGCGGUGAAAGGGGUGAUAUGGGUUUCCCGGGUCUGAAAGGAGAUCAAGGUCCUCGAGGAUUCCCUGGCCCGCCAGGGGACAUAAGCAGCAUGGUAGGUGGAUUAUCGCGUGCUACUGGGCCUUCUAUCGUGGGUGAAAAAGGACCUAAAGGAGAACGAGGGGAUAAUGGAACUCCGGGUUAUCCGGGUGAAAAGGGAGAACGUGGGGAAAGAGGACACCCGGGAUCAGAUGGAUCUCGUGGACAGAAUGGUGCGCCUGGUCCUAUGGGACCAUCCGGACCACCUGGAGCCAAAGGAGAUACUAUAUUCAUUAACUCACCUAGCAUUCCAGGACCACCAGGUCCUCGUGGUAUAACAGGGCUGCCGGGGCCAACAAGCUUACCUGGACCGCCAGGACUACCAGGACCUCCAGGAUUACUAGGUCAAACGGGUCCGAAGGGUGAUGUCGGAGAACCUGGACGAGAUGGUACACCAGGAUUUGUGGAUAGUAGCGUAAUACCAGGACCUCCCGGUCCCGCAGGACCUAUCGGACCUCCUGGCGAAGACGGAUUUCCAGGUGCCAAAGGAGAAGUCGGAGCGGUAGGUCUUCCAGGACUACCUGGUGCUCCAGGAAAAGACGGAAUUUCAGGAUUACCGGGACCGCAGGGACUUCCAGGAAUGCGGGGAGAUCCGGGUUCGCCAGGAUCUCGUGGUUUAGAUGGGUUCGUUGGAAAACCAGGACCGCCAGGACUAGAUGGGAAGCCAGGCCAAAAAGGGAGCAAAGGACAAGAAGGCGAACAAGGUCCUGUCGGACCUCGCGGGUUACCGGGAAGCACGGGCGCAAGUGGCUCGUCAGGUGCACCAGGUAUACCGGGAUUAGAAGGAAGACCAGGCUUACCAGGACUUCCGGGGCCGCCAGGACCAUCAGGACCUCCUGGUAAUUCAGUUCAAAUCGAAGAUAUACCUUACCCAAAUAACAGCUUUGAAAAUAUCGGUAGUCCUGGUCUGGACGGACCCAGAGGCCCGCCUGGUGCGCCAGGAAUUCCAGGUGAAAGAGGAGCCCCUGGAGAACGAGGACCAGAGGGACAGAUAGGACCAGCCGGAAUGCCUGGCAAGGAUGGAGCACCCGGUCUACAAGGUCCGCCAGGGAACAGAGGUCAAACGGGUAUGCCGGGGCUUCAGGGGUCACCGGGACGUAGUAUCAGCGAAGUGGAGAUCCGAGAUAUUUGCGCCAGUGUGCUGAGAGAACGGAUGACCGAGAUGGCAGCGCUGAUGCAAGGUUCACCUGGUCCUCCUGGCCGAGGCCGUCCAGGCCGUCCUGGUUCACCUGGUUCCCAAGGUCGCCCAGAGAGGCUGAAAGAACUAACAGACGGUCUACGAGGGCUGCCCGGAUUGCCAGGACUGGCUCGACAGGGCCGUCCCGGUCGAGCCGGAAUUCGGGGCAUUCCAGGCGAUCCGGGAUCUCCAGGUCUGCCGGGAGAACGUGGAUUCGUCGGUUUACCGGGUCCACAGGGUCCCACAGGACCGCAGGGUCCUCUUGGCGAACGUGGAGAAAAAGGAGACAGAGGUCCGGAAGGAAUCGGUUUAGAAGGACCACCUGGUCCAAGAGGGCUGCCAGGACCUCCAGGCAACGACGGGGUUGGUUUAACUGGGAGACAAGGAGACAGAGGCGAACCAGGUAGACCAGGUGUUCCUGGUAUGAGAGGAACGCCAGGAGCGCAUGGACCACCCGGAUUUUGCGAAUUCUGUAAUUAUCCUAGUAAUACUUAUCUGCAGUACAGUCGUGGUAACGAGAAAGGUCCUUGAGGCAUGAUAAUGAACACAGAUAAAAACAAAGGAAAUUUCUGAACAGCGGGUGAAAUAUCGCGUAAUAAUUUGAUGUAUUUUCGAUAUAAACAUUCAAGGUUUAAGCAUUUAUCGCCAGACUGCAAGUCUCUGCGGAUUCUUAACAAAUCACUGCCAUGCAAAGAUAGCAUUUCUUUUUUUAAUUAGUACUUAAUUACAAAUUUUAACAUUGCCCCAGCA